Messenger RNA from Harmonia axyridis, 2448 nucleotides. It is a transcript of the gene Cad, whose product is annotated as homeobox protein MOX-2-like. Gene Ontology annotation, biological process: cell differentiation; regulation of transcription by RNA polymerase II; animal organ morphogenesis. Gene Ontology annotation, cellular component: nucleus. The transcript is spliced from 2 exons. Gene Ontology annotation, molecular function: RNA polymerase II transcription regulatory region sequence-specific DNA binding; DNA-binding transcription factor activity, RNA polymerase II-specific. Bases 182 to 1513 code for a protein of 443 amino acids. NCBI's taxonomy places the organism in Eukaryota, Metazoa, Arthropoda, Insecta, Coleoptera, Coccinellidae. The record is from RefSeq and is a predicted model, not a curated record.
CUCUCUUUACGUUAGUGUUUAUCCCGACGUGUUCGUUGUAGGUGUUUCAACUUUACGUGAAAAAUUUCAGUGACAUUUCGAUAUUUUGUGUAACUGUGUGUGAUCAAUCUAGUUUUCUUGUAAAAAAGGAACUCGGCCUUCUCGGCUGAGGAUCUCUAUUUUGUGACGAUACCUAGGAAAGAUGCAAAACAAUAAUAACAACUCUGAAUUAUAUCGGCAUGCCGAUAUGCAAAACGGCCAGGGAUCUUCAUCAUCUGUUGACUCGGCACAGAAUCUUGACGGAUCUGCGAGUCUCCAGGAUGCAGCUGGAGCAACAGGAACUAAUCAUUUGACUGCGAUGGGAUUUCAUGCAUUUCCUGGAUCUUCGGGAAUGAACUCUUUUGCUAGUGCCUCCGGAUAUUCCCUGCCAGGAAACAGCGGUCAUCCAGGUGUACCUGGACAUUACGGUGCUCAUCACGCUAACCCUGGACCUUCGGGAUAUCAUGCCCACGCUGCUGGUUCGCAUAUGCACCAUCAUCAAGGCCAUACCGGACAUCCAAUGCAUCAUUGGUACCAAGGCUACCAUCAUGCUCAGAUGCAAAAUGCAGGAAACCCUUAUUGCAUGCAAGAUGAUCAGUUCAUGUGGCAGCAUCACCAUAGCAUGUUUCCUAAUGACUAUGUGGAUUUUCUGGGACAUAACAUAUUUCAGAUGUCCCAACAGGUGCCUCAUAUGCACCACCACGAACAGCAACUUGAUGGACUGCCGUCACCUACUGUGACUCUUUCUCCAAGCGAUAAUUCUAGUCCCGGCUUAGAAAAUGUGACUCCUACAUCCCCGUCGAAUAUUUCUGGUUGUUCAAGCCACUUUGCCCAUCACCAUCAAGGUGCUCAUGCAAUCACAUGUGGCGGCGCGCAUCCAAGAACUGGUGGCAGACCUGGUGCAUCCCGCAGCCCAUAUGACUGGAUAAAAAAAUCUUCGUAUCAAUCUCAACCAAAUCCAGGCAAAACAAGGACAAAGGACAAAUACCGAAUAGUGUACACAGACACCCAAAGAAUAGAACUUGAGAAGGAAUUUACCUUCAAUAAUAAAUAUAUUACGAUCCGUAGAAAAACUGAGUUGGCUGCGAGCUUGGGACUCUCGGAGCGUCAAAUCAAGAUUUGGUUCCAGAAUCGAAGGGCCAAGGAGCGGAAGCAGCUGAAGAAGAGACAUGAGGAGAAUGGUACUUAUAACAGACGCUCUGCCAGACAUUUCGUUGCCCAUCCGGCUCUUUUGGACUCUUUGGAUUUCACGAAUAGAUUGCCCUCCUCUAUUCAACAGCAGCAACAACAUCAGCAGCAGCAACAACAGCAGCAACAACAACAGCAGCAACAUCGGCAGCAAGAUCAGUCAAUGCCAGUCAACGUCACAGCUAGUGGCGGUCUGUUGACACCUCCCAGCGGUAGUCAUGAUGUCUUACAAUCAGGAUGUUCUUAUAGCAACGAACCUCCUCACAUGCCACCACAUAUUAAGGAUGACUCAGAUGAUACCCGAUGAUUUCUGAAUUUGCGGAGUACGGAGACGUUCGCCAGUGAAAACAACGUCGCGUGAACCAAAAACAUUACGUUUCUUCGUUAAGUUUAAGUUCAAUGGACGCUGUAAUAAAAACCAGUGCAAUCAUUUCAUGUGCAAUCUAAAUUAUUAUGUUUCCUGUUUCACAGUAUUAAGCAGUUUUCUCUCUACAAUAGUUUAAAACAAAUAAUAAAUCUGUGGAUUUUAUCUUUGUUGUCACGUAUUUUCAAGGAAGAAAUUUGGUUAUCUGUAUUAAUAAACUAAAUAAAAAUUACAAGCCUACUUUCAUACUUUCGAACAGCUCAUCUUAAGCCUUAUCAAUCGAGUGAUAUGUCGUUCUUCUCGGGCCGUGUUCAGACUCAUCCUACGGAGCAAAAAAAGUAGUUGAUACCUUAGUUUUUCUUCGAAUUGCAAUUAUUUUGAAAAAGGUAAUGCUUCUUUGAAAAAACGCUAACAGAAGAUAUCAUCUGAAGGAUAUAUUUAUAUGUACAUAAAAAUCUGUAUAAAAGAAUAUAUUUGUCAUAAUUUAUUUUUGCUAGUAUAGGUGGAAGGACAAAUAGAUGAUGAAUGAAAUAAUUCUGCAUUCUAUUCUCAAAUGUAGCAUAUACUCAAGCGUCAGUGAAAAGUUUAUGUAUCUACCAAAAUGAACCGGUACCACUGAAAACGACAAUCAAAAAAAAGUAUGAAUUUGUGUCGCAAAGUAACAUUGUUUAGUUAACAAUAUUUUCUAAUACCAAAUUCACAAUUUGACAAGCAUAUAAUACGAAUAUUUUCAGGGUCCGGCUUCUGAGCAACCAAUAUGAACGAACGAUGUAAUACAUUUUAGUAUUAAUUAACUGAAAAUUUUUUAUAAAUUCAUUUGUAUGACAUAAUUAUGUAAAUAUGAAAACUUCUAGUUGGAUUAAAGCUACUAUACCCUA